This is a messenger RNA of Paramecium pentaurelia, 2687 nucleotides long. NCBI's taxonomy places the organism in Eukaryota, Ciliophora, Oligohymenophorea, Peniculida, Parameciidae. The record is from the annotation of a GenBank genome assembly.
AUGUAGGUGAAUACAAAUAGAACUGAUAAUGGUUUAUUAUAGGACUGUUAUUUUGGUCCUUGUGUUUUGGUUGAUUCUACUCAUGUGAACAACUAUAAAAAGAAUUCACCUUCUAAAAAUUCAAUCUCAUCAGACAUAAGUUAAAAAGAAAUUGAGUAAUAAUCUAAUAAUAUUUCUCAAAAUGUUGAAAUGUUACCAAUAACUCUUUAAGUUUUAAAGGCAAAAUAAAACUUUAGAAAUAAAGGGAAUCCUAACCAAUAAUCAUAAAGUAAUUUCAUUAAGGGAAGUAAGAGACAACUACUUGAACCUAAAAUAUAAAAAUCUGAACAAUCCACCUUUAUGAAAACCCUUAUUAAAAAUAACAUCAUAAAUAAAUUUAAAAAUAACCUAUACUAAUCGUCCUAUGUACUUCCAGAUUAAAUGAAAUACAUAUUAGAAAAAGAAAGUUACAUCUAGGAAUAAAAGGAAAAAACAAAAGUUAAUUCAAACAAAAUAGGGAUGAGGUAAUUAAAUUAUAUUUAAAGUCAGUAAAGAAAAUGGCCAAACCAGCAAAAUUUUGAAAUUAAGUGUUUUACUCAUGCCAGAUAGAAAUCUAACAAUUUUAUGGGAUUUCAUAUCUUUGUUUGUUCUGUUUCUUAGACUGUUUUUUUGCACUAUGAUUGCAUCCUUUGGAUAAUCAGAUAAUUUUUAUAAAGGCAGUGAGGUUUUCUUUAAUAUAUAUAUACUCUUUGAAACUGUUCUAACCAUUUUUAGACCAAUAAUACUUUAAGGAGAAAUUGUAAGUGAACUUGAAUAAAUUUGGAUUCUAUAUUUGAAAAAUUAAAUGUUAGAAGAUUUAUCUAGUUUUGUUAUUUGGUUUAUGAUUUAUUUUGAUUUAAAUUAAGUUGUAGUUCUUAAUGAAAUCUUGGCCAUAAUCCAAUUUAUUAUAACUGUUAGGUAAAUAGCUAGAAAAUAUAAUAUUCAAAUUGAAUAAUUGUAUUUAAAAGGAUUUAAUAGUGAUUUUCUAGAUUUAAUUAGUCUAUUCAUAAUUAUAUGUUUUUUUGCUCAUACAAUGGCUUGUUUGUGGCAUUACAUAGGCUAUAUCACAUUAAAUUAAGGUUCUUGGUUAACAUAUUAUGAAAUAACAAAUGAAAAUAUAUGGGUUAAGUAUAACUUCUCUUAUUAUUGGGCAACUAUGACUAUGGUUACAGUUGGAUAUGGAGAUAUUACACCUAAAAAUUAGGUUGAAGUAGCAUUUGUAUCAAUAGUGAUGAUAUCAUCUAGUUGUAUGUUUGCUUAUUCAAUGAAUUCUAUAGGAGUGAUAGUAAAAACUAUUUAUGAUGAAAAAAUUAGAUUUAAGUAUUGAUUCAUUAAUAUAAUCAUUAGGAGAACAUUAAUAUUAAUGAAUCAAUUUAUGUCUAAAAAUGAAGUAGACUCUUAGAUAUAAAGUAGAGUGAAGAACUAUAUAAAAUUUAGUAUUGAAAAUGAAGUCUUAGAGAACAAAGAAGAAACUACUAAAAUAAUUAAUGAUUUACCAGUUGGUUUAAGAAAAGAAUUAGAAUCAGAUAUUUAAUAAAAAGCUAUUUAAAAAAUUAAAGUCAUUACAGAUUAUUUUUCAAUAUAAACUUAAAAUUAAGUUAAAAACAAUUUAAUUCCAAUUAAAUUUACUCCUAAAGAUAUAAUAUAUCAUAGAGAUGAUAUUAAAGAUAAAAAUUUGUAUAUUAAUAUAAUAAUUUAGAUAUUUCAUUUCUGAAGGGGAAGUAUAAAUAUUAGAAGAACAAAGUCAAAAAAUAAUAAGAAGAUUAAAAGCAGGGGAUGUUUUUGGAGAAUUUUAAUUUUUUACUGGAUAAAAUCCUAAAGAAUCCACUAUAAGUGUAGGAUUUACAUAAUUAUAUAGGAUAGAUAGAGAUAAAUUUAUAAGUAUUAUUAAAUAAACACAAAAAGAUUAUGAAAAAUUUCAUAAAAUCAAAGAUUCUAUUUUAUAUUCUAAAAAUUAUACAAGUAUACUAUGUAAAUGUUAUAUUUGUAAUAAAUAUUCACAUAAAGAUAUUGAAUGUCCUUAUUUAACAUAUCAACCUUCUAAAUAUUUAAAAAUCUUAAAAUUUAAUAAAUUUGAACAUAAUGAAAGAUAAAAACAAAAAAGAAAUGAUAGAAAACAUGUUAAAGCAUAAAUUGAUUAAUAAUAAAUUGAAGCAACUAUUAGAGAUUUUUAAGAAUUCUUAUCAGAAUCAAUUUUAGGAGAACUUAAUGAUUAAGUGUUAACUUAUUAAGUAUCAGAUAGUAUGAGUGGUUAAAUUGAAACAAUUCCUAUAGAAGAAUUAAGAGAGAAAUCUUCAAAUUCAAUUAAUAAAAAUAUUCAACAAAACGUAUUAAAUAGAAGAGAAUCACAAACACCAAUUCUUGAUAUAGAUAAGAGAAAGUCAGUUGUUUUAGUUAAAAAAAAGUUAUCUUUAACAGAAGAGGAAAGGAGAAAGACUCAAAUUUAUAGAGAAACUUUAAUUUUUAAAUAAUUAGACUAAUUUUAAGUGAAAUAAUAGUUUUAUGUAUUAGAAGGAAUUGAUAAAAUGUAGAAUUAUAUAGAUUAUUUGCCACACAAUAAUGCUAAUUAAGUUAUCAGAAAUGCAAACAAAGAAAAACCAAAGGCUAAAUCUAUUAGACCUUAAGUCUUUAAAUUUUCAAAUAGUUUUAGAGUGAUGAAAAAUAUAUGA